Malassezia japonica is the source of this 1434-nucleotide messenger RNA. RefSeq lists its product as uncharacterized. The transcript is spliced from 7 exons. NCBI's taxonomy places the organism in Eukaryota, Fungi, Basidiomycota, Malasseziomycetes, Malasseziales, Malasseziaceae. Gene Ontology annotation, molecular function: protein serine/threonine kinase activity. Gene Ontology annotation, cellular component: cytoplasm. Bases 1 to 1434 code for a protein of 477 amino acids. The record is from RefSeq and is a predicted model, not a curated record.
AUGGACCGGAGCGCUGGCGGCCGCGGCGGCGCGUUUGGGAUGUUUGGCGCAGCGAUAGACCCGUCUGUUGUUCCCGAGUGGAUGAAUGGCGGUGGAACGAGCCAGGAUGCGUUUGCAGAGGUGCCGACGAACGGGCGCAUGCUCGAUCUCGUGUUCCUGAUCGACGCUACUGGAUCGAUGGGGUCCUAUAUCAACUCCGCGACACGCAACAUUGAAUCGAUCUGCGACAAUAUCGUCCAGUCGGAGCUGCUCUCUGGGCCGGGCGCAUUGCGCCUUGGGCUGAUUGCCUACCGCGACCAUCCGCCGCAGGACCAUGUCUACAUUACGCGGAACUUCGGAUUCACGAGCGACGUGCAACUCAUGAAGGAGAACCUCAACUCGCUCUUUGCGGCCGGCGGCGGCGACGGGCCCGAAGCGUCGACGGCCGCGCUCAAGGCGGCAUGCGACUUGGACUGGCGCGCGGAUGCGGCCAAGAUGGCGAUCCUCGUCACGGAUGCACCGCCGCACGGCAUCGGCGAGUACGGCGACGGGUUUCCGAACGGCUCGCCGGACGGCCACGACCCGCUCGUGCUCGCGCGCUCCAUGUCGUCGCGGGGCAUUCCUUUGUUUGUCGUGGCGUGCGAGCCCGCGCUCUCUGGAUACCAGCACGCGGUUGACUUUUACCGCGGCCUCGUCGAGAUCACGGGCGGGUUGCUCGUGCCGCUCACCACCGCGUCGCUCUUGAGCCACGUCGUGAUUGCCGCGGCAGGCGAGGUGAUGGACAUGGAGCGGCUGCACAAGGAAGUCGGCGACGCCGUGCUCGACCGCAUGCGCUCACUGUCCCUGUCGAUGGGCGACGAGGGGCAGUCGACGCAGCUCAUGGACCAGGUCGCACAAGAGCUGCACGAAAAGCUCCUGCUCCGCAACGAAAGCACCAAGCAGCUGAUCGUCGAGAACAUCUACCGCGAGAGCGAAGAGUCGGAGCACAACAUCCGUAUCUGGAGCCAGGCGCCGGACCUCUUUACCGCGCGGCCGCACAUCCGAAAGGUGAUCGGCUCGCGCCUCAGCCAAAAGUUCCUCGAGUCGCGCCGCCCGAACUACAGCGGCGUGCUCCGCGUGGAUGCUGCGCCGAAGCCCAAGGCGCCGGAAGUGCGCCAGAUCAUCUCCGACUUUCGCCCGUUCGAGGCGCAGCCGGGCAUGCGCUUCCAGGGCACGUCCGACGCCAACUAUACCCAGCUCGCCGGCGGUUACCGCCACGCGGAGGUCCAGGACAUGGACGACGACGACGACGCAUUUGUCGCCUCGGACCAACCGAUCGACAACACGCCGGUCGACACCGAGGUGCGUGUGACGGGCGACGACGGCCAGCUCCUGGCCUACCGCCAGGACCAGAUCUCCCUGGCCCAAGCGCGGCGCCUCGCCAUGCAAAGCGUCUCGCGCGCUCAUAGUGAUUAG